AUGGAAAUGGAUCAAGAUAUGGAGCAACAGAUGGAGCAGGAGCAUGUUCAGGAUGCAGAACUGGAGCAAGGGCCGAGACAAGGCCUGAGUUUGAGCAGCCAAAUGAAGAAUCAUAUUGUACAGUUCCUACAACAGCAAUGCCAAGCUGGAGCACUGCCACAUGGUUCAUUUCAAGAGGCAGCCAAUAGAUUCAAAGUGCACAGAAGUACAGUGAGCCGCUUAUGGGGGAUAGCCAAGCAGCAAAUUUCAGAUGGGGAACCUGUUAUCAUGAGGGGUAGAGCAUCAGGAUAUACUAAGAAAUCAGGUAAAAUACAUUUUGAUGAUGAAAAAUUCAAACAAUUGUCUUUUCUUGAGAGGUCUUGCUAUAGAAAGCUUGCAUAUAAAAUGGGAGUUAGCAAUACCACAGUUGGUAGAUGGGCAAAGAGUCACCUGAUAAGGCCACAUGCAAAUGCCAUAAAACCAGCAAUUACUGAAGCAAACAAGAUCAGUAGAAUGAGAUGGUGUCUUACUCAUAUUCAGCCAGCUUUGUAUGAAGGAAAGCUUCUUUACCAUGCUAUGCACAACACAGUUCAUAUUGAUGAGAAAUGCUUUUACAUGACAAAAGCUUCAGACAGAUACUACCUAUUGCCGGAUGAGGAUGAGCCUAACAGGGCUUGCAAGUCAAAAAGAUUCAUCACAAAGGUGAUGUUCAUGUGUGCUGUAAGUAGGCCACAGUUUGGCACAGAUGGUCAGACCAUCUUUGAUGGUAAAAUAGGAAUAUUCUCAUUCACAGAACAAGUUCCAGCCAAAAUGAAGUCCAAGAAUAGGCCAAGAGGGACAUUAGAGACUAAACAUAUACCAUCAGUUAACAAGGAAGCAAUGAGAGAAUGUCUCUUGAAUCAGAUUAUUUCAGCAAUCAAGGCAAAGUGGCCAGCCAAUGCAAGCAAGGAUAUAUAUAUCCAACAAGAUAAUGCCAAACCUCACCUAAGAUCUUUUGACUCACAAUUUGAUGAACUUGCAAGUUCAGAUGGAUUUAAGUUCCAUCUAAUUAGCCAACCAGCCAACUCCCCAGACACCAGUGUAUUGGACCUUGGCUUUUUUAGGGCCAUUCAAUCACUACAAGAUGAUAAAGUAGCAACCAACAUAGAUGAAUUACUGGCUGCCCAGCAAGAUCCUAGAAGUGCAUGGGGGCAACAACUACAAAAUACCCCACUUGAACAAGGAAAGGCUGAGAAGGACAGUGGGGCUUCCUACAUCCCUAGAAGUUGGGGAGAAUCUGGUCAAAGAGAGCUUGGAGUAUCUACUACUACCUCAGAAUGA
This is a messenger RNA of Salvia splendens (bonfire salvia), 1299 nucleotides long. RefSeq lists its product as uncharacterized. The transcript is spliced from 3 exons. The record is from RefSeq and is a predicted model, not a curated record. NCBI's taxonomy places the organism in Eukaryota, Viridiplantae, Streptophyta, Magnoliopsida, Lamiales, Lamiaceae. Gene Ontology annotation, molecular function: nucleic acid binding. The coding region runs from base 1 to 1299 and encodes 432 amino acids.